Paramuricea clavata is the source of this 915-nucleotide messenger RNA. The record is from the annotation of a GenBank genome assembly. Lineage: Eukaryota; Metazoa; Cnidaria; Anthozoa; Malacalcyonacea; Plexauridae.
AUGUUAGCCAUUCCGCGGCCUCGUCCACUAAAACUAGACCUGAGCCAUGUCCCCAAACAAGAAAAGCAGAAUUCACAUUUAUCAGAUGAAUCCAGCUCGCUGUUUUCUACUAAUCUUCAGAUUCAAAUCUGUGAUCUCAUCGGCAGCGGUGGAUUCGGCACUGUAUACUGCGGCGUGCUCGAUAACCAAAAGAUCGCCGUGAAGAAAUUGAGGUCGAAUACUAAAACGGAAGAUCUAGUGUGGAACAGCUUUUUGGCAGAGCUGCGAGUAAUGCGCUUGAAUCAUGACAAUAUUGUGAAGGUUUUGGGAGCCAUGAUGUUGAAGAACACUCCGUGUUUGGUUAUGGAGUUUGCCGGGAGUAGAAACUUACAGGAAGUGAUUGAAUGCAAAGACGAGAAGUUGUCUCUCGCUCGGCGUCUCAACAUUGCAUCAGCCAUUGCAUGCGGACUGGAGUAUAUCCACAAUCAGGGUAUAGUUCAUCUGGAUAUCAAACCUGCAAACCUUAUCAUGAACGAUGAAUCUUCGUGCAAGAUCGCCGACUUCGGAUGCUCUCUUAAGGUCGACGAACUCGACGGCGAUCUCCGACCGAAUUUCUACCUCACAGGCACGCAUGCAUACAAAGCUCCGGAAUUGCUGCUCGGGGAGUUUCCCACCACGCAGGCGGAUGUGUAUUCCUUGGGGAUUUGCAUGUGGCAGAUGUUGGCUCGCGUCGAGCCGUAUGCGGACAAGGACCCGCAGUUGGUGAUAUUUGGUAUAGCAACAAACACGGUUAGACCCGGAUUACCAAAGGUCGUGUCUGAAUCCGAUGCUGGAUAUCGGAAGUUGUUUGAAAAAUGUUGGAAAGGUGCGCCCCAUGACCGACCAACUCCAUCUUCUUUGCAAGUCGAGUUGAUCACAAAUCGUGAACUGAUUUAG